Messenger RNA from Syngnathoides biaculeatus (alligator pipefish), 4642 nucleotides. It is a transcript of the gene ubap2a, whose product is annotated as ubiquitin associated protein 2a. Gene Ontology annotation, molecular function: protein binding. The transcript is spliced from 27 exons. Gene Ontology annotation, cellular component: nucleus; cytoplasm. NCBI's taxonomy places the organism in Eukaryota, Metazoa, Chordata, Actinopteri, Syngnathiformes, Syngnathidae. The record is from RefSeq and is a predicted model, not a curated record. The coding region runs from base 158 to 3934 and encodes 1258 amino acids.
GCGAACCCGAACAAAACAAGUUCUGUCCAGAGGACAUCGGAGGAGAAUCCACCGCGGCAGCCUUAUCACGUGACCACCUUGUCUGCUGCUGGCUGAGUGAAGCGUGUUAGCAGGUUUUUUUCUAUUUUGUACAUACAGAGUUUUGUAUAUACUGUAUAUGAUGAGCUCGCAGGGCAACGAAAAGGCCCGGGGCCCUCGUGAAAAAGUGCCACCUGCUGCCACUCACACGCCUCAACCACAGAAGCAGAUACAGGCUACUGCUGAGCAAAUUCGCCUUGCCCAGAUGAUCUAUGACAAGAAUGAUGCUGACUUUGAAGACAAAGUUAACCAGCUGAUGGAGGUUACUGGGAAGAACCAGGACGAAUGUAUGGUCGCGCUUCAUGACUGCAACGAGGAUGUGAGCAGAGCCAUCAACUUCCUCCUGGAGAGCACCUCGGAUAUGACCUCAUGGGAGACAGUAGGGAAGAAGAAGCCGCUGAUGAAGGAGGGUCCUUCAGAAAGCAAGGAGAACAAGGAGAACCGGGAGAAAAAAGGUGACAAGGAGACUAACAAGGGCCGUGCGUCAUCCAACCGGAAGGGCAAAGGGUCCAAUCGAAGCCGACAGGGUGCAGUUCGACCAGAGGAAAAUGGCGUGGAGGUGACACCAGUCGAAAAAGGCUCCGAUAGAGGAAAGAAGGCAAAAGGUGGUCGAGGGUCUGGCAGUAGAGGCAGAGGUAGAGGACCAGCAGCAAGCAGGUUCUCAGCCCAGGGCAUGGGAACCUUCAAUCCCGCAGACUAUACCUCGGAGGCAGGGAAGGAGACCACACAGAGUGAGGCUUGGGACACAGCGGCCAACAACAAUACAGAUGACACGGCUAACUGGAAGAACCCAAUUGAAGAAUAUGGACCUGAGGACUGGAAUGAAGAUGUUAGUCUCUCGGAGACCAAAGUAUUCACUUCCUCAUGCGCGCCUCCUGCUGAGAAUCACAUCACUUCUGGCCAAAGUUUGGACCUAGUGUCUCUGCUGCAGAAGCCUGUGGUUAGUGGAAAAGAAGCACCCUCCUCCUCACAGAGUCUGGUCUUUACUAACUCUCACCACCACCAAACACCACAGCAACAACAUCAGCCUCCCCCCAACCGUAGCACCACUGGUGGCACCAGCUAUGCUCAUGCUGCUCUGUCAUCAGUUCUUGGAGCUGGUUUUGGAGACCUGGGCCAAGCCAAGAGGCCUGCACCCAGUACAGGAGCUCAGAUACUGGAACAGCUCAAGGGUCCUGGCUUGGGUCCUCUGCCAUCAUCCCAGGUGGCACAUCCAGCGAGCACUCAAGGAAGCAACCCUUCAAUUAGUCGCCUGCCAAGCCUGGGACCAUCUGUACCUCCACCUUCUUCCUCCAGUUGGGACAUGAAGGCACCAGAAUCUAACACCGCCACCACACUGUCUUCACAGUUUAGCCGUGAGUUUGGCCUCCAGCCAGAGCCUUCACUUGUACUGAGCCAGCUCAUUCAGAGGCACACUGGCCCCUCCUUACCACUGGCACGUCAGCCCAGUCCACCUUCACAACAACAACUGGCCCCUGCGUCCGUCUCCUCUGGUCCGCAGCAUAGCAGCUCGUCGGUACAGGCAGGCCCGGUGUUGGCAGCUGCUGGUCUCAAACAUCCGGCCUCCAACACAGGAGGACUAGAUGCUCAAGGCUGCGGGACACCACAGCAGCAGCGGGCUCAAUUGAAAGGUCCAAAACGAAGGCUACCUCCGACUUCAAAAAUCCCCUCCACAGCAGUAGAAAUGCCAGGCUCUGCUGAUGUCCCUGGCAUAAACCUUCAGUUUGGAGCAUUGGACUUUGGCUCUGAGUCUCCUUUGCCAGAGUUUGGACUUGUGGACAGUGCUGUCAGUGCAGCAUCCAGGGAAUCCACUCCGGCCCCUGGCCCUGUAGCAGCCACAUCAGGACCAGGGACACAGAGUCAGACAAGCAUAUACUCCAAACCACUCAGUGAGACGCUUGGCAGUCCUCUCUCUGUCGACCUCCCCCUGCCCCUCUCCUCGGCUGAGCCAGUGUAUCACUCGUCCUCAGUGGCACUCCCCAGUCUCACGCCCUCUUCACUAGGGCCUGCCAACUCCAGCAAUUCUCCCUCGUCAUCGCUGACCACGUCUACCAUCUCGUCCUGCUCUGUUCCACCAUUCUCCACAGUGGGAGGAAGCUAUGAUGGAUCUCUGCCUCCUCAAGCACGCCUGGCCUUCUCCCAGAACAAAGAAGCCACCGGAACGGUUAUGAAUGGUCUGAAUGGAGUAAGGACAUCUGCAGCUUUAGACAUUUCCUCAGCGUCCUCCACACCAAAGCCUGACUCUCCGUCUCUUAGCGCCAACACCAACUGCGUUCCUGCACCCUCCUCCCACUUAGCCCCCUCCACAUUGCCUGCACAGAGCUCCACCACGCUCUCCAGCCUGGCACAGGACCUUCCCACAGCCGGCCAGCUCAGCGCUCUCAACAGCCACGUCAACAAUCAUUCUGCAGCUCUUGGCUCCAGUUCCCACACCUACACAAGCGUUGACAGCAGCAUGAGCUCUCUCGCUCCCUCCUCCGCCUCCUACACAUCGUCCCAACAACCACCUUCAGCGCUUCACUCAGCCCACAACAGCAGCAAUAGUAGCAACAGCAUCAGCCACUUGGCGAGCAUGUCCAGCAUGGGCAACAACAUGAGCAGCAACGUCGGCGGUAUCGCAGGGACAAGCGGCCUUCACUCUGCUACCACCAGCACGGCGCUGGGACUUGGCUCCAAUGGAGCUACUGGCACAUCCAACCUCUCUGGACCAAGGACCGCACCCCUGCUCUCCUCAACUGGUAAAGCCCCACCUAACCUAUCCCAAGGAGUUCCUCCUCUUCUGCCCAACCAGUAUAUCAUGGGUCCAGGGGGACUGCUGCCAGCAUACCCACAGAUUUACGGAUAUGAAGAUCUCCAUAUGCUCCAGUCCAGACUACCAAUGCCCUCACUGCAGGAUUACUAUGGAAUCACAUUCCCUGGCCCCACUGCCACUCUGUCAAGCAGAGACGGGAGCCUCACGAACAACCUCUAUUCAGCAGGUGAAGUCACAAAGUUUGGAAGGAAUGACUCCACCUCUCCAGCACCACCCACAAGCUUGGCAGCUCAGCAGCAGCCACCACAGGGCCAGAACCAAGGCCCAAACCAGAGCCAGCCUCAGCCUCCCCAGGCCCAGCCUCAGCCACAGGGCCAGCCACAGCACCAUAGCAGUCAGCAGGCCUUCCUGCCUCCAGGCUACAGCUAUACGGGGCUGCCUUACUACGCCGGCAUGCCCGGCGCCGUACCAAGUGCUGCAGCGUUCCAGUAUGGCCCCACCAUGUUUGUUCCUCCAGGGGGCCCGGGACCAGCCUCAGCCAAGCAGCACAGCAUGGGUCUCAGCCUGGGUAACCCGUCUGCAAGCCCCUUCCAGCAGCAGACACAACAGCAGCCCACAGGUUACGGCCAGCACACCUUCAGCUCAGGAUACGAGGAGCUGACAGCAGGACCAGCUGGAGUGGACUAUAGUAAAAGCUACAAUUCGUCCUCUCAGGCUCAAGCCAAAUCUGCUGCUGGUGGGCCUGGUAAAGGUGUUUCAGUGACAUCCAGUAACUCCGGUGUGCCAGACAUCAGCGGAAGUGUUUACAAUAAGACUCAGUCUUUUGAUAAGCAGGGUUUCCAUGCUGGGACCCCCCCUCCCUUCAGCCUGCCAUCUGCAUUGGGGGGUCCAGGACCCCUGAAUCCUGGAGCAGCCCCUGGAUAUGCACCUGCGCCCUUCCUUCAUAUCCUGCCUCACCAGCAACCACACUCACAGCUGUUGCACCACCAUCUUGCUCAGGAUGGACAGGGUGGUCCAGGUCAGCGUGGACAGUCCAGCAGCCUUCAGCAGAAGAGCCAAGUCAAUAAGGCAAGCUACGGCAGCUCCCCCUACUGGGCCAACUGAGGACGCUACAUUGCGUGUACGUGCAUGUACAUGUGCGUGUGUGACCAGGAUGUAUGCAUUUGUGAAUGUGCGCGUGCCUGUGUGUCUCUGUGUCUGACUGAUAAAAUAAUGGAGGGACAAACCAUUUUACAACACAUGCUAAAACACACACUACCACCGCCUCUCCUUUGCUCUGUAUAUCCCCUUUUCAAAUUUAUGUCUGUUGUAUGUAAAAUAUAUUUAUGUAUGUAUUUAUACAGUAUAUAUGUAUUGGUAGAACAUGAAAUGUGGUUUUCUGCAUUUUGUUUUUAUUUUGAAGGGCAUUUUAUUUAAAAAAAAAUAAGUGGAAAGAUGAGAAUGCUAAAUCAUGAAGUUGGUGAAUAUACUUGAACACAAGCAUCAUGUGAUGUGGAUUCCUUUUUGUAUGCAUACAUGAACUGAGAACGAUGUACAUAGAUUCUAAGCAUCAUUUUCAUGGCUAAGGCUGUUUUUUUUUUGUUUUUUGAAGAAUAAGAGAUGUUUUUGUAAUUUUGGUCUCCUUCAUCUGUGAAUCCUUAUUUGAAGUGUGACUUGAGUUGAUAGCUUGAGUUUUGCUUUUUUUUUCUCUGCAGUUUUCCCUCCAUCUGUCUGUCAUGUGUCAACUCUUACUAGUUGGCUGGUCAUCAGCCAGGCCUUGAUGUCAUUUUAACAUUGGUUUAAUCCUUGCCCAGAUUAAAAUGUAAAACUGUC